AUGAACUCAAACUGUGAACUCAUCCACCGUGAGCGUGUGAUGGGCCUUCAAUUCAGUCGGUCCGGAAAUCAAUUGGCAACAUAUGGCCCUACAAUGACUACGCUAUGGGACGUUUCCACCAAACGGCCCUCUGAAACCUUUAGCAAUACUCCAAAUACGACUGUCCUAGCCUUGGCUUUUGCCAAGGAUGACUGCGCAAUAUUCAUGUUUUCUGAUGACUACGUCCUCCGGAAGGUGAUACUAGACGGUUCUGCUCAGAAUUGCGAAACCAUCGAUCUUGGAGCACAUCGUGAGACGGCGAGUCACUGGGUAAAUCCAUCUUGUGCCACUUUUGACCAUCAAACAAACUUUCUUGCAGUGGGAUUCCGCGGUGAUCCUAUAGAAGUCUGGGAUAUUCAGUCUUUUGAUUGUGUAGAGAGGCUCGGAGGAUUGUCCUAUCCGCAAAGCGAUGUACUUCAGCUUUGCUGGUGUCCGCAGCCGGACAGGUUAAUAGUCCGCCAGGGGAAUGGAUGUCUGAGGAUAUUGGACCUUCUCCGCCAUGCACCAAUAGCGACAUGUAUUGACACGGUGUCCGUGAUGUCAUACAAUGCUACGUCAGAGUUUCUCGUCACUGGUGAUAUGGCGGGCACAGUCACAGUCCGACGAAUACACGAUCUAGCGCUAUUAUAUCAUGCUCGCGGAUCCGAAAGCAGCAUUCUGGCGCUGUCCGUAGCACCGGGGGGCGGGAAAGUCUAUGGCAUCCAAAGCUCCAAAUGCAUAGUUUGGGAACCUUCUCUGCUUGCGACGAUGGCCUCCCACCAACGCGGCCAAGUCCCUUUCUCAUCAGGAUACCUCUCGCAAGGCCCUCAGCUGACUCAAGAUGACUCCUUUGUCACUGCUUUGGCAACAUGUGAACGAUCAUCUGCAUACUGCGCUGGCUAUGCGAAUGGGCAAAUCCGAGUGAUAUUUCGCGACGGAACAGGGUCUUUCUUGGACCUACCCACCAGGGUACGGAUCGAGCGCCUUCUCUGGAGCCCUGAUGAGCAAUAUCUUGCGAUUGUGGACCUAGGUGCCCGAGUCUUUAUCAUGUCAAUGGACCAUGAAAGGUAUAGGUCCAAUCAAUUGACCCCAAUCAGGCUGCAGUCGUGUGUAGAACAAAUCCUCUUCCAACGAACCUCCCAGGCUCUUCUGGUGGUCACGAAAGACGACAUGCUGACUUGGGAUCUUGGCACGGGCAAUAUGAAAGCGAGUCAUCACUCUUUAGGGAGCCAUAGCAGAUGGAUCAAUCACCCCACAAAAGAUGGCUUGAUACUUGGGAUGGGCCCUGACAACGUCCUGAUCUACCAGUGGCACAAUCACUUGACUGUAUCCAGCAUCUCACUGGACAACUCCAUGUCAUAUCUAACAUUUGGCCUAGGGUUGUUGGAUUAUGUGAAAACUGAACCGUCGAGUAUGACGCUACAUCCGACCUCGGCAACAUGCCAAGUCAAGAGAGUUUUGUCUUCCCCAGACGCAUCCAUGUUGUUGCUGGUCACAACACGUCAGACCAAAGAAUCCAUAAGCGGCUCCCAGUUUUUGCAGAUCCCCAUGAGGGAAUUAAACGACAAGAUUGCUCUAUCACAUGGCGUUGUAUGUCCUUUUCCGCUCAUUGAAAGUCUCAGUGAUAUCAUUGCCAUGCCUUUGGGAUUUCUCUCCCAGGAAAGCAGCGAAGGAGCCAUGGUGCAAGUCCCAGGUAACCGUCUCAUUUUUCUGAACAAGGAAAACUGGAUCUGUUCAACUUGGAUUGAUUCUUCUAAUGAGGAGCAUCCCGUUCAGAGACACAUUUUUUUACCUGACGAUUGGCUUGCUGCAGGGGAUAUGAGUUUGAUCCAGUUUCGUUCGGACAGGAUAUAUAUUCCGAGGUCAGAGCACAUCGUCAUCAUCCGAAAUGCACUUGAUGUAUCGUACUAG
Molecule: messenger RNA, 1929 nt
Organism: Penicillium daleae
Lineage: Eukaryota; Fungi; Ascomycota; Eurotiomycetes; Eurotiales; Aspergillaceae
Product: WD40 repeat domain-containing protein
Exons: 1
Coding region: 1-1929 (642 amino acids)
Biological process (GO): transcription initiation at RNA polymerase II promoter
Cellular component (GO): transcription factor TFIID complex
Molecular function (GO): RNA polymerase II general transcription initiation factor activity; protein binding
Source: RefSeq, a predicted model, not a curated record